This is a messenger RNA of Neocloeon triangulifer, 1778 nucleotides long. RefSeq lists its product as uncharacterized. The transcript is spliced from 4 exons. Lineage: Eukaryota; Metazoa; Arthropoda; Insecta; Ephemeroptera; Baetidae. The record is from RefSeq and is a predicted model, not a curated record. Bases 109 to 675 code for a protein of 188 amino acids.
UGGAAAGACACGUAAAACGUAAAGCAGACUCUCGCGUGUUUUUAUUGAAGUGGACACUUGGUGUUGACCUUCCUAUUGAGAAGCUUGGCAGAAAAUUUCCCUGCAGCCAUGAAAUUCAUUUCAAAAUUGUUCACGCUCUUUGUUGUACUGGGCAUUGCAUUAGCAGAAGACUAUGAUGAUAUUGGAGCUGUCCGUGCUGUAGUAAAGCUCCCUACGAACUGCAAAGAGACUCAAUUCAAGAAGAUGUGCGCAUUCUACAAGAAGAUUGUACCUAUUUAUCAAAACGUUGAAAUUUGGAGACUCAAGGACCAGAAACCUGUGGUGACGUUUUACGGAGAUCACGACCAAGUUGUUGACGAUGUGCCCGUUUGGAUUUUACCUCAAGAUGAGUGGGAAGUCGUUUUUCUCGACAACGGACUUAAAGUUAAACCCGAGUAUCAGAAAACUCACAAGCUACCCGAAACAAGUGGCCAGUGUGGAGCCCCGCCUGCCCAGCCAGUGAAAAAUGACAACUCCAAAAAUGAUAAGGACAAAUCUGCAAGUAAAUCGGAGACGAGAAAGCAGCAGACGACCGCCGCCCCAGAGAGUAGAGAGAAGAAAGAUAAGAAAAUGACCGCAGCUCCAAAAAUUAAGGAGACGACUAAAAAAAUGAAGAUGGAAAAGAAAGAGUUGUGAUUUUUGAGCCUGCAAGCUUUUCAAUAAAACUGAGAUUUUCACAUGUCACACUGAUUUAUUGAACUUCAACGGUAUAAAAAUUAAGAUUAAGAAAGAUUUGUGAUUAUUUUAUCAUAUCUUUACAAAAAGCAACUGAGUUGUAUGGUAGUAUUAUUUAAUUACGUGGAGAAAAAGUGGAAGGUUGUAGGUAUUUUUUCAUAACAGUCUUUUUUCACAAUACGUAGAGGAAGAAAAUUGAUUUAAAUGCAAACACGUGAUUACGCGAUUUGUCUGUCUUUGUCGAAAAUAUUUUUCAGAUGCACCAACGAUUAUUGAGCCACGUCAGAAUUGAAUUUGCACUAAAUAAUUUUUGAAGGCCAAUUACCAAAAAAAAAGUUAAAAAGUCUUAAUUUUGGCUUUAAAAUACCUGCUGCUGUUACUGAGCGGCGGCAGUUGGAUUGCUUGCACCUGAAACAAAUAGCAAAGUAUUUAAUUGAGAAAUUGUUUUUAAAUUGAAUUCGAAAAAUGAAAGCUUAUAACGAGCAAUUCCUUACCAUUGUCUUUUGUCUCUUCAAGAGGCUUGUCCUCAGCUUUGGCCUUCUGCUCUGGCUUUUCCAGCCUCGGCUUCUUGCCCUUGUGAGAUUUCUGGUCUUUGCGGUCGCCCUCGUCCUCACUGUCGGAGAACUCGUUGUUGGCAGUGAUCCGCUUGUCCUUGUCGCCCUGGCUCUGGCGUGCGUCAGGGUUCUCCUCCUCUUCCUUGUCCACCUGCAUGGCGUCCUCAGGGAUGGCCUGCAUUUGGACACCUGGGGCGUGAGGGAGCAUUCGCAGGUUCUCGAACAACUGGUUCUUGAUCUUGUCCAAGUACUCGGUGGUGUUUUGGUUGGUCAUGUUUGACGGACUAAUGUGCAGCUUGAAGUCGGGGCCAAAGUACUCAAAGUAGUCUGUGUAGGGAAGCUCAUUAGGAAUCUCUUCUCCGAGGGCGACGGCUGUCUCGAAUGUCCAGCAGCGAGACACGUUGCGUAUUGUGUAUCCACCCCCGCCUACCAUCAAAAGGGGGAUGUUGUACUUCUUGACAAACUCAACACACUUUCCGUGGCCCUUGAUGGUUAGGUUAAAGCAGCCGA